Molecule: messenger RNA, 2010 nt
Organism: Effrenium voratum
Lineage: Eukaryota; Dinophyceae; Suessiales; Symbiodiniaceae
Source: the annotation of a GenBank genome assembly
AUGGUGUUUUGUUUGCGAGAAAGCGUUUGGUCAAGGAAAGAGAACAGGGAGAAGUGGCAGAGCUGGGUGCCGAUCAAGACCGCCUGCUUUGAGGGCUUUGGCUUGAUCGAUGCGCAAGGCGGCUUCGUCGACAAUCGCACGCUGGCCACAGAGUGCGGCCUGUGCCCCGCUGGGAGGGCCUCGGAGGAAUUGGUGGACCUCACUGGCAGGACCUUCCGGUGUGCCCAAUGCCCGCCGGGCUAUUACCAGUCCAACACCUACUCCACCAGCUGCGAGCCAUGCUCAAAGGGCACCUAUAGCAACUCCUACGGCAACGUGCAAUGCCAGUAUUGCGACCAGGGCUUCUAUCAAGAGCAGCAGGCGCAGACCUCAUGCACGAAGUGUCCAGCAAGCAGGACCACGCAGCUCUUGGGGGCAACAAGCCUCACGUCCUGCGUUUGUACGGAGAGCCACAUUGACGACGGCGGUGUUUGCGCCGUGUGCGGCGAGGGGCUUUCUUGCCCUUUGGGCAGCACCCUAUCGCUGCUCAAGAGCGUGAAUGGCACCAACGCGCAGCUCCCACACGUGCUGAGCGGCUACCGCAGUGUGACCUGUGGGGAUUGCCCGGCGGACCACUACUGGGCCAGCAACGAGUGCACGCGCUGCGGCGCCGUGAUGUGGGCUUGGAUCCUGGCGUUGCUCAUGCUGAUCGGGGGCAUCUUCAGCUCAUACUACCUGCUCACCUCCUCAUACACCGCAAAGGCCUCCGUGAUGGCAUGCACCACUGCCAGCUUGGGCAUGAUGCUUGCCUUGUUCCAGAACUUGGGGGUCUUGAGCACGGUGGAUGUUCGCUGGCCAGGCGAAAUUGCGAACCUGCUCGCGUUUGCUUCCAUCUUCACGUUCAACUUGGAUGCCCUCGGGUUCGGUUGUCUCUCCCAUGGCAACGUUUAUCGCUACACGAGCACCGCACUGUUCUUCCUGGUAGUGGUCCUGGCUCUACCCAUCACCGGCGCCCUCACACGCCUGCUGUGGAUCAUGAAGAAGCACGGCUUGGCCUGGGAGAAGUUCAAGACUUACAGCACAACAGGCCAAUUCUUGCAAGUGAGCUUCACCACCAUGGCGAAUGUGGGCUUAAUGCCCUUCAUGUGCUACAAGCAUCCCACUGGACAAGAGAGCGUCCUGAAGUACACCGAGGUUCUCUGUGGAUCCGGCGAGCACUUGGUCAUGAAGAUCGUCGGCAGUAUGGUUAUGUCGCUCGCGGGGGUCUUCUUCUCGGUGUGCUGCUAUGCGGCCUGGGUGGCACCGAGUUUGUCUGGGAGACCGUCCAUUGCCACCAUCCGAUUCCUGGUCUUCCGCUUCAGGCCCGAUGUGUGGUGGUUUGGCGUGAUCUUGCUGGGAAGGGGGCCCUUGCUGUCCCUGCCAGCUGUUGUGGCAACCGACACCCCGGCCCUGCACUUGGUUCUCAUGCUUGGCAUCCUGUUGACAUCAUUGGUUCUGCAGGUGUGGUUUCUGCCAUGGAAGUCGCCCAUCCUGAACCUCGUGGACGCAGCGACGGUUUCUUUGAUGGUGAUGCUCUUGGCAACCUCCUUGGGACUGGUAAAUACCGCCGGAGACGUGGCACUUCUACAAACCUGUGCGACCGUCGCAUCAUGCACCAUGAUCGGCAUUCUGGCGCUCAUGCUUUGCUUGUCCGCGGUCGCGCUGGUGCAGCGCCACGCUCUGGGCAGCCAGCAAGAAAUGUGGCUUCUGAACCUGGGUCGCUUGCCGGAUGCCAACGAAGUCUUUUCGAACCUGACAGACAUCGGGGAGUCUCUGAGUGAGGCCUCGUCUUCGAACAGGGCGAAGGAGAUGGUAUCGAGACUCGAGAAGCUUUCGGUCUAUGACGUGAAUGUGGUCUUGCGCGCAAUGGAUGUCCUAGCUGACGACCUGGAAAUGGAGAUGUCUCGUGCCUUUGCGUACAGCUCCCGCAUCUCCAUGGCCAUUCGGAGCUGCCGGUCCGGUGACUCCGCGAAGAGUUCGACCGGGAGGUGA